Tribolium madens (black flour beetle) is the source of this 5094-nucleotide messenger RNA. Its product is annotated as protocadherin Fat 4-like. Bases 73 to 4971 code for a protein of 1632 amino acids. Gene Ontology annotation, molecular function: calcium ion binding; cadherin binding. Gene Ontology annotation, cellular component: catenin complex; plasma membrane. The transcript has 30 exons. Gene Ontology annotation, biological process: homophilic cell-cell adhesion. Lineage: Eukaryota; Metazoa; Arthropoda; Insecta; Coleoptera; Tenebrionidae. The record is from RefSeq and is a predicted model, not a curated record.
GUUGAAACCAUUGUGCCCGCGUAAUAGCAACUUUUGCAAAGUGUAGGAAUACUUUUUAUUUUGUUGUUCAAAAUGAGAUUCACCUUUUGGGUGUUUCUGGGAAUUUUACACUACGUUUCUUCAUUUCAAUUCAAGGAUGCCAACUCCCCAGGGGUACACUUCGACGACCUAAUUUCAUCAGGACAACCAGUAACAGUAGAUGAGGAUAAUGACGGUGCACGUGUGGUUGCUGUUUUAGUAACUGAUGUUAAAGACGUACUUCAAAUAAACGAUUUUGAUCAAGAGAAAAAACUAAACGCCAAAGUUGAGCCCAGAGCCAAUCCUAAUGAAUACAGUAUUACGAUAAACCGGCUGGAUUAUGAAAAAUUAAGCUCUACUUACCUUUUUCCUUUGGACAUUACGGAUGGUGAAGAUCCAAACACUCGUCAAACCUUGCUCGUUAUUAUCAAAAAUUUGGACGACGAAAGCCCUACUUUAACAACCUCUAAUUGCGAGAUGGAGGAAAUGAAAGAAUACACAGUUGAUAAUUCGAAGUGUGUUUUCCAAGUUAGUGAUCCUGAUGGAUUUUUAAUCCAAAUGAAUUUUGAAAAUAUUGUAGGCACAAGAGGUGAAAAAGACUUAUUCGAAUUUGAAUAUAAAGAUGAUCCUUCUGACACUACUACGACAAGCGACGUUUAUUUAAUUUUGAAAGAAGGAGUGACUCUAGACUACGACAAUGCAAUUUUAUAUUCAUUUCACGUGGAAGCAAAGGACGGUGCUGGUCACGAGACUACUCCUGUAAAAAGUGUUCCCAUUAUAGUCCAAGUGAAAGACAUGCCUAAUAAACCACCAGUUUGGGAUAAGUUUCAGUCUGCCCUAACAAUACCAGAAAAGCAGCUUUAUACGACACAAGUAUCAGCACGAGAUGGCGACUAUGGAAUAAAUAAUAACAUAAGUUAUAGUAUUGAUGAUCCCAGUGGUUAUGUCAAGAUUGACUCUAAGAAUGGAACUAUUACUAUAGACCCAAUUGACAGAGAUGCAGGAAACGACCAAAUCACCAUUCAAGUAACAGCUACCGAAGUAGAAGAUCCAGACUCAAAAACAUCUGACCAGAUUUUGUUGCUUAUUGAAGAUAUUGAUGACAACAUUCCAAAAAUUUAUAUUGACGAUACAGACGACAAAAAAAAUUUAGAAUUAACAAUAGAUGAAGGCUCCAAUGAUAUAGAUACAAAAAUAUCAGUAUCUGAUAUAGACCUUGGAGAGAAUGCUAUAUACACUGUAGAACUCACUUCAGAUAAUGCAGAUUUUUUAACGGCAUUUGCUAUAAUUCCUGGACGAGGAUAUGAAAAUACAACACUUACUCUGACUAUUUUAGACUCAAAAAAAUUAGAUUUUGAGCAACCCGAUUGGCGAAAAAUUAUGAUGGAGUUGCACACUAAAGGUACCAAAAACGCAUCAAUGGCUGAUAUGAUACCAAUUACAAUAAAUUUAAAUGACAUCAAUGAUGAAACACCUCAAUUUGGAGAUGUUAGUGUUGUCAAAGUCCGGGAAGACGUACCAUCUGGUUAUGUGAUAGCUUCAAUACAAGCAACAGAUGCAGAUGCUGAAGAUAUAGAAGCUGGUUUAAAGCACGAAUUAUUGGGAACUUUGGCAAAUAACAUUUUAACAAUCGAAGCAUUAGGUGGCAAUAUUACCACUAAAGUAGAAGAUGCUUUCGACUAUGAAAAGCAAAACGAGGUUUACAUUCAGAUCAUGGCCACAGAUUUAGCAAACCAUACAGCUACUACUCAAUUAACCAUCCAAGUACAAGACGUAAAUGACGAAAAUCCAAAACUAGUUGUUUCGUCAUCAAUCGAAAUUGGCGAAAAUCAAGACGAUGGUACCGAAUUAAAAGCUACUAUUACUGCCUCUGAUGAGGACACGACUGCAGACUUAGAAUUUUCAAUUGAUUGGAGUCAGUCUUACGCGACUAAGAACUCUCGAAGAAUAAAAGAUGAGGAUUUCGCGAAAUAUCAUUGUAUUAACGUCGAAACUGUUGCUGGUGCAACAAACCAUGCGGCCUCCGCCAAAUUAACUAUCAACGAAACUCAAAAAAAAAACACUCCAGAUUAUGAAUUAUUUGAUAGUUUGUAUAUUUACUUGAAGGUUAUUGAUAAAAACACCGAGAAGAAUGAAGGUUUUGAUUUUGCAUUAAUUGCCAUAACCAUCGGAGAUAAAAACGAUAAUAGUCCAGAAUUUUCAAAUAAUGCUGAUGAUAAAAGACAAGUCACUGAAAAUUCAGGAACAGGAACUGUUAUUGGUAGUAUAACAGCCACUGAUAAAGAUGUUGGAGACAAUAUCACAUAUUCUAUACAGCCCGUUGACGACAAAACACCCAACUGGGUUGCAGUUGACGAGAUCACGGGUAGUCUAUUUGUCAAUUUGGAAGAUAACGAUGUUAUUGAUUCGGACAAACCGGAAGGCAUUUUCACGUAUAAUGUUACUUAUACCAUCACAGCAAGUGAUGGCGUCCAUAAUACUUCUAUCGAUAUCACCAUCGAUAUAAAAGACCAAAAUGACUUGUCACCUCAAUUAGGUAAUCAGGAGAAAGAAAUAUCUGAAGAUAAUGGGCUUGAUGAUAACAGUGAACAAAACGGAGCUUUGGUGCUUGAGUUAGACCCAAAAGAUGGUGACAGAGACGAACCAUUCCAUACCGUGAAGUGUUCAUUUUCAUCUACUACCAGUACUGAUGUAACAAACAGAUUCAAAAUUGACGACCAGAAUAGAAUUACAGUUAACUUAUCAGCAGGAGCUACCUUAGAUAGAGAGACAAAUCCAGAGUUUACAUUUGAUCUUAGGUGUAUUGACGAUCCUACUGAACAAGGACCAAUCUCAAACCCCGUAGAUCCACCACCAAAAAUAACGAUAAAAUUAAAAGAUGUUAAUGAUAAUUACCCAACUGUAAUCACUACAAGUUUACCAAAACUUACAGAAAACACUAAACAAGGUCCACUUAGCACACAACUUCAGGGAGAAGAUAAGGAUGAAGGUGAUAACGGAAAAAUGACAUUUUUAAUUGCAUCCAUUGAACGGUGUCAGGAUGAAGCACUAAAAAAUUGCGAAAGCGCUUCUGAUACUCUAUUUGAUAUAGAAACAUCUGACACUCAGACGGAAGCUACCCUUAUUUUAAACGAAGAGGAUUUGAGGGACAAUUAUGGUUAUCUCAAAUUUACAAUUAAUACGACAGAUUUAGGAGAACCUCCUUUGUCUAGUGUCUCAACCGUUUCAGUAGAAGUGUCAAAAUUCAAUUUUGAGGAACCUAAAUUUACAUUCCCUGCAGAUGGAGCUACUUAUUACUUAAAAACGACCCAAAACAAAGACUCAUCAUUGAAAAUGUGGAACGACGACGUUUUAGACAAUUUUGUGGCUACUGAUCAACAAAAAGAUAAAUACGCAAUUUUAUUCAAAAUCGUUGAGGAUAGCAGCGGAGAAAAUCUCUUUAAAGUCUCUAAUCGCGGUGGCUCUCAAGCACAACUCCAAAUGAGCACAAGUAGUUUUACGGCUAAACCUUACACGAUAACUGUUAUGGCUUAUUUAGAUGCUGAUGAAAGUCAAAUGGCUCCAGGAGAAAAACCAUAUUCGAAAAAUUGUACUUUCCAUAUUGAUUUCUUUGAUAAAGAUAAAACAGAUCCUGUUUUUACCAAUCAUAAAGAUUCUACUGAGUUUGAAGAAAAUUCGUUAGAACCUCAGUAUCAAGUCGAAAAUGCGACAUAUCCAGAUGUGGAUAUUUCUGGUUUAGACAUUUUCUAUUUGUUGCGUGAGGGCAAUGACAGCAUUUUUGAUGUAGACAUAAAGAAAGGACUUGUAACACUUAAGACGACACUUGACUUCGAAGAAGUGAAAAGUUACACGUUGGUGAUACAAUCGUCAAAUAAAGACACUAUUAAUUCCAAUGCCAUCGAAGAGACGAAGUUUCAUCUUACGAUAAAUGUCAAAGAUGUGAAUGAUAACCCACCAGUGUUUGACCAAAAAGAGUAUAUUUCAAUUCUUACUUCAGGUACAGGUAUCGUCCUUACAAUUUCUGCCACCGAUAUUGAUACAACUAGUCAAGGAAAGCUAAUAUACGCCAUAGAUUCAAUAGAAUCGCAUUCGUCAGGUGUAUCAAAUAGCACAGUUAAGGAUUAUUUCAAAAUUGAAGACCCAAAAAGCGGUGUUAUCAAACACAAUUUUCAAGUUAGUGACAGCAUGGAUGGAUAUUUUACAUUGUACCUCAGUGUUCAUGAUGAAGAUCCAACUUAUCUAGACAAAGCUACUGCUCAAAUCUACUUGGUAACUUCCAAACACACCGUAAAUUUCAAAUUUGAAAACAAACAAGAAGUUGUACAAAAUGCCACCGGUUCAAUAAAAUCUAUACUGGAAGCGCAAUUUAACUACUCCACAACCGUUGAAGACCCAAAAAAAGACUCAGAAGCUGACGAAAACAAGGAUCAAACAAUCGUUCCUGUUUUCUUCCUCGAUACUAAAUCACACGAACCAAAAGAAGCAACAGAAAUAUUAAAACAAGUCACGAAAGUGGACAAAUUCCAAUCCCUGAAAGAAGAAUUUUUAAAAGUGGGUUUGCUUCUGAUGAGCUUUUCUUCAGACUCGGACACUACUGAAAACUUGGAAGAGACAUUGAAAGCGUGGCUUAUCGGAGUAUCGGUAGUAUUAGGAUCACUUUGUCUUAUUCUUCUGAUUGCGUUUAUUUUGAGGACAAGAGCUCUCAGUCAACGGAUACAAAAACUAUCCAGCACGAAAUUUGGGUCUCAGGAAUCAGGACUUAAUAGGGUUGGGCUAGCAGCCCCGACAACAAAUAAACAUGCAAUUGAAGGGUCAAAUCCGGUUUACAACAAUGAUGUUGACACUAAAGAAGUGGACCGAAGAAGUGUCACGAGCGGAGAUUCAGAUCUAAUAGGUGUAGAAGAUGAUGAUAAAUUUAAUUAUGAUAACACCAAUAAAGAAGCACUUGACUAGCAGUCUCAAGCGGUAUUAUGAUAUUUAUUUUAACAUAAGAUUAUAAAGAUAAUGAAUGCUACUAGUUUUAUGACUGUAUAAUGAAAAUGUAUAUAUUUUUUAAAUAAAAUUAGUGUAAAAUUA